Cyphomyrmex costatus is the source of this 2875-nucleotide messenger RNA. Its product is annotated as Ornithine aminotransferase precursor. Gene Ontology annotation, cellular component: cytoplasm. The record is from RefSeq and is a predicted model, not a curated record. The transcript has 10 exons. Lineage: Eukaryota; Metazoa; Arthropoda; Insecta; Hymenoptera; Formicidae. Gene Ontology annotation, molecular function: pyridoxal phosphate binding; identical protein binding; L-ornithine transaminase activity. The coding region runs from base 185 to 2839 and encodes 884 amino acids.
AUAUUUUUUGUAAUUUACAGUUUUUGCCAACUCUACUUAUAUUCCAGAAUAAAGAUUUUAUACAAUAUUUUAACCAGCAUCGAAAAUUAGAGACACUUGAACAUCAACUGUAUUUCCGUGUGAUAACGACGGAAGUGAAAAUACGUGUAGUAAAAGUGAGUUUAACAAGGAAGUAAUUUACGCGAUGGAACCAUUAAGGAGAGUGGUGUUGCAAAAUAUCAAAAAGUCAUCAAAAACAUUACUAUUGUCCCAAUUUCAGCAUUUUCAAUGCCACAGAACACUUACAUCCCAACAAGUGUUUGAUCGUGAAUCUAAAUACGGUGCUCACAAUUAUCAUCCACUUCCCGUGGCUCUGUGUAAAGCUCAGGGUGUCUUUAUGUGGGACGUUGAGGGCAAACGAUACUUUGAUUUUUUAAGCGCUUAUUCGGCAGUUAAUCAAGGCCACUGCCAUCCUAGAAUCUACAAAGCAAUGGUCGACCAAGCGAAAACAUUAACUCUGACGUCCAGAGCAUUUUAUUCAGAUCUCUUAGGUGAAUUCGAGGAAUAUAUUACGAAACUAUUCAGCUAUGACAAAUGGUUGCCGAUGAACACGGGCGUGGAAAGUGGUGAAACGGCAUGCAAAUUGGCACGCAGAUGGGGAUACUCAUGCAAGGGUAUACCGCACAAUCAGGCCAAGAUAGUGUUUGUAGAAGGCAAUUUCUGGGGAAGAACUAUGAGCGCUGUUUCCUCGAGUACCGAUCCUAGCAGUUACAAUGGCUUCGGACCGUUUAUGCCGGGCUUCGAGCUCAUACCCUAUGAUGAUCUCCCGUCGCUUCAACGAGCUCUCGUCGAUCCAAACGUCUGCGCUUUCAUGGUGGAGCCUAUCCAAGGUGAAGCUGGCGUUGUGGUUCCUAAGAAUGGAUAUCUGAAAGAAAUUCGAGAACUUUGUACGAAAAACAAUGUCCUGUGGAUUGCGGAUGAAGUACAAACCGGCUUAGCCAGAACGGGGAAGCGAAUCGCAGUGGAUCAUGAAAACGUGAAGCCGGAUAUUCUGAUGCUCGGUAAAGCACUAUCCGGAGGAUUUUAUCCCGUUUCCGGGAUACUAGCGAAUGAUGAAAUUAUGCUCACAAUCAAGCCUGGCGAGCACGGAUCUACUUAUGGUGGUAAUCCUUUGGGAUGCAAGAUUGCUCUCGAAGCGCUUCGUGUCCUAGAGGAGGAGAAACUUGCCGAAAAUGCGGAGAGGGUCGGCCGCUUACUCAGAGACGAGCUUAACAAGCUGCCGAAGGAGAUAGUCACUUUGGUAAGAGGAAAGGGCCUCUUGAACGCUAUCGUCAUAAAUAAAAAGAUCGACGCAUGGAAUAUCUGCGUAAAGCUGAAAGAAAACGGGCUCUUAGCGAAACCUACGCACGGACACAUUAUUCGUUUAGCACCACCAUUAGUUAUCACGGAAGAACAAAUACGCGAGUGCGCGGAUAUCCUUUCUAAAACCAUUCUUACAUAUAUCAAGACUGCUGGAAUCAUCAUUAGAUGCCUACUUUCCGACGUCUUACUCGUGUUAAAAAAAAAAAGGGUGAGGAAAAAUAUGGCCAUGCAAUCUGUGAGACAAAGAUUUUUCAGCAUCGUAAGGGAAUCGGAUAAGAGAAGAUUCCUGAGUUCCCAGGAAGUGAUCAAUCGCGAUAAUAAAUACGGCGGUAUACAUUUCAAACCACUGCCGGUUGUUCUUUCUCGCGGAGAAGGAGUCUAUCUGUGGGAUAUCGAUGGAAAACGCUACCUUGAUUUCCUGGCAGGAUUCUCAACUGUCAACCAAGGUCAUUGCCAUCCGCGUCUGGUGAAAAUAAUCAGAGAUCAGGCUGGAAAGUUGUCGCAUACAUCAAGAGCCUUCUACUCGGAACCUCAUGGCGAAUUAGGAGAAUAUCUAACAAAACUCCUUGGAUGGGAUCGAUUUUUACCUAUGAACACAGGUGUUGAAGGAGGUGACACGGCCAUAAAAUUGGCCAGACGUUGGGGAUACAGAAUCAAAAAAGUGCCGAGUGGCAAGGCUGCCAUUGUAUUCGCCAAAGGAAACUUUUGGGGACGUUCAUUGGCGGCUUUAUCGGCUUCAACAGAUCCAAAUUGCUACACGGAUUUUGGACCUUAUGUACCUCUUUUCGAGAAGGUGUCAUAUAACGAUCUGCUUGCUCUAGAACAAAAGUUUCAAGAAAAUCCCAAUAUCUGCGCGUUCAUGAUGGAACCCAUUCAAGGAGAAGCUGGCGUCAUUGUGCCAACUGAUGGUUAUCUGAAACGUGUAAGAGAAUUGUGCACAAAAUAUAAUGUUCUCUGGAUUGCCGAUGAAGUGCAGACUGGUCUUGGCAGAACUGGUACACGUCUGGCAAUUGAUCACGAAGGUUACAGACCGGAUAUUCUUAUUUUAGGAAAAGCACUCUCCGGCGGAAUGUAUCCGGUUUCCGGUGUCCUGGCGGAUGAUCAGAUAAUGCUCUGUCUGGAAACGGGUUCCCAUGGAAGCACCUUUGGCGGGAGUCCGCUUGGAAACAGAGUCGCUUUAGAGGCGGUUAAAAUUCUGGAGGAGGAGAAACUUGCAGAAAACGCGGAGAGACUCGGAAAAAUUUUGAAGGAAGAAUUGGAUAAACUGCCAAAGGACAUCGUGACAGAAUUCCGUGGACGCGGUCUUCUGGCCGGUCUCGUGGUAAACAAAGAAUUCGCCGAGGGUUGGGACAUCUGUCUAAGACUGAGAGACGCUGGAUUGUUGUCGAGACCCGCACAUGGUCAAAUCAUCAGAAUAUCGCCUCCAUUAACGAUCACGGAAGAGCAAUUACAAGAAGGAAUAAACAUUCUUACUACGGUUCUCAAAAAUUACAAAUAAAGAACUUAAAAUCACACACACACACACACACACACA